UAUAAGGGGACGGACGCCAAACAGCCACGUAGAAAAAGGAAAGGGGUCGAAAGAAGAUGGUUUGAGACGGUCACUUCAAGGGGGCACCAGCAGAAGUGUCUGAGUUUCUUGAGCAAAAUGGAUAAUCAAACACAGGCAAUUGACAUGGAGGUGGGCACACAUCAACAAGAUAAAGUCUCAAAACCCAAAGAUGAUGAAGCUGAUCCUGCAGACACUGAAAAACCAUUAGUGAGGCAACGAAGUGUGGAGAAAAUAAACGACAUUGCAAGCAGUGUUCAUAAUGGUCUGGUCAAUCUAGAUGUGGUCCCAAAUGGAGACAGAGAGGCAGAAGGCUUAGGCACUGUGGGUAACAGCCAUCCAAAUGGCCCCCUGCCUCUGUCAACCCCUCCCCAGAGUACCAGCUCCCCUGUCAAGCCCCAGACCCAAGAGUCCACCCCAGGUUUGGCUGCUUUUCCACCCACGAUGCUAGAGAAGGCUGAGGGAUCUAGUGCUGAGGGCUCGGUUCACAAGGGUGAUGCAUUGCAGUCGCUCAGACUAAGUAUUCCUAUGCAGGAGACUGAAUUGUCUAACCAAGAACCGUCGUUGGAGAUGGAGAACGAGGAAAAGAUUCGUCUUGAGGCUCGGCGGCGUUUGGAGGAGCAACUCAAACAGUACAGAGUGCAGAGGCAUAAGGAAAGGACUCACCGCACCACACCGAAAAGCAGACCUUUCAGCACUCUGGACCCAGAGCUCAUGCUGCAUCCCGAGGCUCUGCCUCGGGCCAGCACAGUCGCUAUGACCAAGGAGUAUUCUUUCCUGAGAACCAGUGUCCCUCGGGGACCCAAACUAGGCAGUCUGGGCAUCCCCGCUUCCAAGGAGAGGAAGUAUAGAUCCACUCAUUCCAGCAAGAUCCACUCUCUGGCUGACUACAAGUCUUCUGAAAAUGGUGGGGGUGGAGACGAAGUUAGAACAACAGAUCGUACCAUGAGCUCCCUCCAGUCCACCAUUAGUUCUGUGUCCACUCUAUCUGAGGUCAGUGUGAUGUCAGAGGUCAGCUCAUCUGAAGCCAAGGGCCAACUCAACACUCCCCUCCAGACAGGGGACAACAUCUCAGAAAUUGAUGACAGCGAGUCCGGAGCGAGGCCAUGGAAUGACGGCAAUGACAGUGACAGUUCAUCUUACAGCAGCAUGUCAACACGGGGGACCUUUGGUACGCUCUUGGCAGCAGUGGAUAGACAAAAUGUGCCAUAUUCCGUGGAGGGAAGGGAAAUUGCCCCAGAAGCCAUGGGUCAGUUUCCCUCCCUGCAGGAGGUGCUCCAGGCAGCCAGUGAUGAACAGCACCUGCUGGAGCAGGAUAGAGAGGACACUGCAGAACCUCGCAGCCGCAGGGACAGCUUUUCCAGCAGUGUUUCUUUGGAGAGUUCAGUGAUGGGCCAUGAUGAAAUGCUCCAGGUGUUGAAGGAGAAAAUGAGACUAGAGGGCCAGUUGGAGUCCUUGUCAUCUGAGGCCAGUCAGGCUCUUAAGGAGAAGACUGAGCUGCAGGCCCAGCUGGCCACAGUUAAUGCUCAACUGCAGGCUCAGGUGGAGCAAGCCCAGGCCAGCCAGGAGAAGCAGAACGUUCUCACAACAGAGGUGGAUACCCUACACAAGAGCUGCAGCCAGUUGGAGAGAGCCAUGUUGGAACUUCAGGGCAGCCUUGAGAGCAAAAAUGCUAGUCUGGCCUCUCUAGGCACUGACUUGCAGGUGGCAGAGGAGCAGUACAACAGGCUGAUGGGAAAAGUGGAAGAGAUGCAGAAGACAGCCACUUCCAGGGACAAUACAGUCCAGGAGUUGCGUCAGCAGAUGGGUGGUCUCCAGAGCCAGCUUCAACAGGUCCAAUUAGAGCGCAACACCCUGCAAAGUCGACUAAAGACCUCCCAGGCAGAAAUCGACUCACUGCAGCAAGUACGACAGUGGUACCAGCAACAACUAGCUCUGGCCCAGGAGGCAAGGGUGCGGCUGCAGGGUGAAAUGGCUAACAUGCAGGCAGGACAGAUGACCCAGAUCGGUGUUCUGGAACACCUGAAGCUGGAGAACGUGACACUAUCCCACCAGCUGACUGAGACCCAGCACCGCUCUAUCAAAGAUAAGGAGCGAAUAGCUAUUCAGCUGCAGAGCAUUGAGGCUGACAUGUUGACCCAGGAGGCAGCUUACCAGCAGAUUCAGGAUGCAAAGAUGAUGGUGGAGGAUGAUCUGCAGCAGAAACUGGAGGAUUUUGAGGAAGAGCGUGAGCGCCUAUUAAAACUGGCCAACACAGCUAGUGCUCUGGAAAGAGAACUAGAGCAGGUGAAGUUGAUCCUUUCUCAGAAAGACAUGCAGCUGGAGUCCCUCCAGCAAGAGCACUUAGAGCUGAUGCGUCAGCUAACUGCCACUCAGGAGAGCCUGCACACCAAAGAACAGUCCAUCAACCAGCUAGAGGCUCGCUACUUGGAGCUGGAAGCCCAGCUGGGAGAGCUGCAGUCUGAGAACAGUACCAAGGAUGACAACAUCCAAUAUCUCCAGAAUGAGAAGAUUGUCCUGGAGGUUGCCCUGCAGGCAGCCCGUGCUGACAAGAGCCAGCUAGACGACGGCGCCGAGCGGCUGGGAGAUGAUGUGCUGGUGGCCUCAGACGUCCUUGAUCAGCUCAGACAGGAAGUCCAGGUCAAGGCCUCUCAGAUUGAAACGUUGCAACAGGAAAACAGCACAUUAAAAAAACAAGCCCAGAAACUGAAGGAGCAGUUCCAACAACAAAAGGUGAUGGUGGAAGCCUACCGCCGGGAUGCCAACUCCAAAGACCAGUUGAUCAGCGAGCUGAAGUCCACUAAGAAGCGUUUGGUGGCAGAGGUAAAGGACCUGAAAAAGGAGCUGCUGAGCACCCAGGGGGAAAAGCAAAAAGCAGAGUUGGGCCAAGCACUGUUGCAGAAGGAGGUAGUGAGGGUUCAGGAGCAGAUGAGCAGCUUAGAGGCCCACCUGCUCACCAUUCAGAAAGAACGGGACCAGCUGGAGACCCAAAUUCAGUCUCUGCAGUUUGACCAGAGCCAGCUAGCGGCUGUGACGGAGGAGAAUGAUGGGCUGAGGAAGCAGGUAGAGCAAAUGCAGGCAGAAGCCAAAAAGGCCAUUUCUGAGCAGAAAGUUCGCAUGAAGCGGCUUGGGACUGAUUUGACCAGCGCUCAGAAGGAGAUGAAGGCCAAGCACAAGGCCUACGAGAAUGCAGUGGGCAUUCUAAGCAGGAGGCUUCAGGAAGCUCUGACUGAUAAAGAGACUGCUGAAGCAGAGCUGGUCAAACUCAAAGCCCAGGUGUCCGAUGGGGCCAACAACCAGGCCCUACAGGAGAAGAUUGAGGCUCUGCAGGCUGAACUGCAGGCUGUUAGCCACAGUAAGACCUUGCUGGAGAAGGAACUGCAGGAGGUGAUUACCCUCACUUCUACUGAGCUGGAGGAGUAUCAGGAGAAGGUCCUGGAGCUGGAAGAUGAGCUUCAAGAGUCUCGAUGCUUCAAGAGGCGGAUUCGAAAGUUGGAGGAUGCCAACAAGAAGCUUGCACUGGAGCUGGAACAUGAAAAAGGGAAAUUAACUGGAUUAGGGCAAUCCCACAGUGCAUUGAGGGAACACGCCAACAUUCUGGAGACCGCCUUAGCUAAAAGAGAGGCAGAUCUUGUCCAACUCAAUUUACAGGUUCAAGCUGUUUUGAAGCGCAAAGAGGAGGAGGACCAGCAGAUGAAACAGGUGGUACAGACUUUACAAGUCGCCUUAGAAAAAGAGAAAGCCAAAGUCAGGGACCUCAAAGAACAGGUGGCAGCAGCAAAGGCUGAGGCAGCCCACAAUAGGCGGCACUACAGAGCAGCAAUGCUGGAACUAUGUGAGAUCAAAAAAGACCUACAGGCCAAAGAGGAGCUGGUCAAAACCUUGCAGGCUGAAGCCCACAAACUACAGGCUCAGGAUGAGCUGCACUCUAAGGAGUUGUCCCAGUUCCAAGAAGAGCUGGCUGAGGCCCAUUCCCAACUCCAGAUCCUACAGAAACAAUUGGAUGAUGAAUUGGUCAAACAGCCUCUCACCAACCAAGAGGUUGAGGACUUGAAGUGGGAGGUGGACCAGAAGCAGAGGGAGAUUGAGGCUCAGAAGCAACAGCUGGAGAUGUUUGAGCAGUGCAACCACAGAGAACUGGACAACCUACAGACAGCUCUACAGAACAUCAAGGUAGAGCUGGAGUCAGUGCAAGAGGAACUCGGUGGCACCCGGAAGGACAAAUUCAUGUUGCAGGCCAAGGUGGGAGAGCUGAGGAACAGCAUGAAGACGCUCCUGCUACAGAACCAGCAACUCAAACUGGAUCUCAAACAGAACCGUCUUAGGAAGCAGCGCAUGGAGUUGAAAGGCGAGGGGAACCCUUCCAAUCCGGUGACGCCAGUAAAGAUCCCAGACUGCCCUGUACCCGCCUCCCUGCUGGAUGAGCUGCUGAAACCCUCAGCUUCUGUCAACAAGGAGCCCCUCAACAAUCUGCACAACUGUCUUCGGCAGCUCAAGGAGGAGAUGGACAGCCUUCAACGCCAAAUGGAAGAACACACAGUCACAGUCCACGAGUCCAUGAACUCAUGGACCAACACAGAGGAAGAACUGGCACAUCUUGAGAUGCGAGACGAUGUCUCCAAAUCAUCAGUGCCGCCAAACAAAAAGGAGGUGGAACAAAACAACCAAGCAGAAGAGGCAGAGAUGUUGUAACACAGGAACUUUUCUCAGGCCAAUGGGAAGAGAGUGGAGUUUUAUCCACAAGGGCACUUUUUUAACCUCCCAAGCCCAUUAUUUUUUUUUCUCUUUUCCUAACAAUUGCUGCCAACAUUUGGCAUUCUCCAGUCAGCACAGAGGUGCUUUUGCAAAAUAAUAAUUUAUAUACCAUAGCUUUAUUCUGUGCUCUUUUUUUUUUGGACUGUUAUGCUAUUCAUUGUCAUAUUUAUUUAUUCAUAAAUCAGGAAUUACAAUCUCCAAUCUGAUGAUUUCUUUGAGGCUUCCCUGGCUCCAGUCUUAAAGACAUAGAUAUUAUUAUGGCAUAGCUGGGAAAACAUUUCCAAUGUACCAAUUUUCCCAAUUACAUAAGUUACAUAAUUCAGUUUGCUUAAUCCCCACCAUUGUAAUAUUGAAAUGGUGGCUUUGUUACUGAUUAAGAAAAACAUAGGUGUUCUUGGUGACACAAAUGACUAUGCACAUUCACACAACACACACACACACACACACACACACACACACACACACACACACACACACACACACACACACACACACAAACAAACUUCUUCACUCUACUGGUUUUGAACUAUUCUUUCAUUUUCUUGUGCCUGUGUAAGAGUGAAGUCACUCAUUCUGUGCUCUACAUUGGUCAGACAUCCUCAUGGUUUCCAAUAAGUUUGUGGUAAAGCCUCAUUACUUCUUUUCAUUGCAAAUCUAGAAGUUUGCGCAUAAUUGUGGUCAGGUUUUUUGCCCCCUCUUCUGUUGCCUGUUGUUAAAAUGCAGUGUUUGUUUUCUUAAGCUCGCUACAACCAUAUCACCUUGAGUUCUUUAACUCAAAACCUUUAUUCUCAUCUAUGUAUGGAGGUAUUUUGUCUGUCUUAGGCUGCAGUACUAUGAAUGGAAAAAGCCUUAAAGAAUAUUUAAUAUGCUGUAAAAGGACUUAACGGUUUGAACGUGGUUCUACCGAAAGUCUGUGCAAGAUGUAAUAUAGGUUAUGUUGUAUGAUAAUACUGUGUGCAAAUCCAUACUGAAUGAUUUAUUGUAAAAUAUUUGUGUUGCAUCAACUGACAUUGCACACUAGAUUAUCAAAAGCUUGCAUAACUGAAAGAAAGUUGUAAGAUUGAACAUUUUACCACUUCUAACGGUAGGGUGCAAUCAGAUGUGUUCAUUUUCUGUUGUUAGUUAUUUCAUUUACAGAAAAUGGCUAUCCCAAAAGCAAUUGUUAUAAUAACUUUUGCAUUUGAUUUAUGGUUAAGGGGAAAAGUUAAUUCCAUACAGAGGUUAAUAUAUGAAUACUUUUUAUCGCUGUAAAUUCAUUAAUUGUUUAAUCAUUUAAAGAGGAGUAAUACAGAAUGUUAUGGGGGGGAAAACAACCUAAAAUGAUGGUAUAUACUGAUGCAACAGCGUUGUAAGCAGUUAAGGUUCAUUGGAAAAUAUCUUACAACACAUGCAAUUGUACAUCAGCUACUGCACUGAUGUUCAUUUACAUCAUUCUUGUCAAAUGGCUAGUAUUAACAAGUGUACACUCGUAUUUCUAAAGGGACACCUACAUUUUAAGGGAGACUAGUGCGUUGUGGUCAGUAACAAACAAUAUUGAUAUACUGUGUUCUAAACCAUCUCGGGACUUUUGACAGGAGUGACUGUCUUCCAAACUACCCUUUUUUGUAAGUGGUACACUUAGUUAUUGGUGGUACCUGAUAACGUUUGCUGGGACACCUGGACUCUUCACAUAAACCUUACUGUAUUUGCUGUUAAGUAUUUUAAUCUUAAUAAGUUGGAAUACAUUCAUUCCGAUGCUAAACGUCUAUAUUAGGAGCUGUCAUUGUAUUUAUCUCAUAAAAUUGCACUAUUCAAAUUA
Lampris incognitus (smalleye Pacific opah) is the source of this 6571-nucleotide messenger RNA. It is a transcript of the gene golga3, whose product is annotated as golgin A3. The transcript has 24 exons. The record is from RefSeq and is a predicted model, not a curated record. Lineage: Eukaryota; Metazoa; Chordata; Actinopteri; Lampriformes; Lampridae. Bases 118 to 4710 code for a protein of 1530 amino acids.